Molecule: messenger RNA, 1035 nt
Organism: Acanthochromis polyacanthus (spiny chromis)
Lineage: Eukaryota; Metazoa; Chordata; Actinopteri; Pomacentridae
Product: keratin-associated protein 16-1-like
Exons: 3
Coding region: 26-970 (314 amino acids)
Source: RefSeq, a predicted model, not a curated record
CAGAUAUUUGUCAUAUGUUUGCCAGAUGUUUGUCAUGUGUUUGCCAGAUAUUUGUCAUGUGUUUGCCAGAUAUUUGUCAUAUGUUUGCCAGAUAUUUGUCAUGUGUUUGUCAGAUAUUUGUCAUAUGUUUACCAGAUAUUUGUCAUGUGUUUGCCAGAUAUUUGUCAUGUGCUUGUCAGAUAAUUGUCAUAUCUUUGCCAGAUAUUUGUCAUGUGUUUGUCAGAUAUUUGUCAUAUGUUUGCCAGAUGUUUGUCAUGUGUUUGUCAGAUGUUUGUCAUAUGUUUGCCAGAUGUUUGUCAUGUGUUUCCCAGAUGUUUGUCAUAUGUUUGCCAGAUGUUUGUCAUAUGUUUGCCAGAUAUUUGUCAUGUGUUUGUCAGAUAUUUGUCAUAUGUUUGCCAUAUGUUUGUCAUGUGUUUGCCAGAUAUUUGUCAUAUGUUUGCCAUAUGUUUGUCAUGUGUUUGCCAGAUAUUUGUCAUAUGUUUGCCAGAUAUUUGUCAUGUGUUUGUCAGAUGUUUGUCAUGUGUUUGUCAGAUAUUUGUCAUGUGUUUGUCAGAUAAUUGUCAUAUCUUUGCCAGAUAUUUGUCAUGUGUUUGUCAGAUAUUUGUCAUAUGUUUGCCAGAUGUUUGUCAUGUGUUUGUCAGAUAUUUGUCAUAUGUUUGACAGAUGUUUGUCAUGUGUUUGCCAGAUGUUUGUCAUAUGUUUGCCAGAUGUUUGUCAUGUGUUUGCCAGAUGUUUGUCAUGUGUUUGCCAGAUGUUUGACAUAUGUUUGCCAGAUGUUUGUCAUGUGUUUGUCAGAUGUUUGUCAUGUGUUUGCCAGAUGUUUGUCAUAUGUUUGCCAGAUGUUUGUCAUGUGUUUGCCAGAUGUUUGUCAUGUGUUUGCCAGAUGUUUGACAUAUGUUUGCCAGAUGUUUGUCAUGUGUUUGUCAGAUGUUUGUCAUGUGUUUGCCAGAUAUUUGUUGUCACGAACUAGGGAGGGCUGGGCCCGAGCAGAGAGCCACACUACCAAGACCAGAGGAGAUUUAGAGUGAUUUAUUG